AUGGAUGCGCGACGUCUCCUGGCGCACCAAGUCAACGGUAGUGGGGAGGAGGAACCGUCUGCGGGCAAUUGCAGCACCAUGAACGAGUACGAUGGACGGAUGGGGCUUCGAAUAUCCGCCAUCUUUAUUAUCCUUGUUGGUUCGACGCUAGGCGCUCUCUUUCCAGUCUUUGCACGGCGGCACCGGGAGAUGGGAAUUCCUGAGUGGGUAUUCUUUAUAACAAAGUAUUUCGGCUCUGGGGUGAUCAUUGCUACCGCCUUCAUCCACCUUCUUGCUCCGGCCAACGAAGCCCUCGGCAACGAAUGCCUCACUGGUGUCAUCACAGAAUACCCAUGGCCCGAGGGAAUUGCCCUCAUGACCGUCUUUCUGAUGUUCUUUCUAGAACUGAUGAUGAUGCGCUACGGCAACUUUGACGGCGAUCAUGACGAUGGUAACGGUCGCUCUCAUUACACAACUCCAGCCCCUCAGGAUGGCCAUGUGGAUUUAAUUAGCGUAGAUGGCCAGAAUAAGUACACGGAGUCCCCAGAAGGCCACAACCACCAUGCGCCAGGAGAGGACCAUCUUGGUCAUCGCCGCGAUCAUACAGACAAUGGCUCUUUAAGACCCGAUUGGAUAGAACGUGGCAUCAUUCCUGAGACCUAUGCAACACAGAUGACCGCCAUCUUUAUUCUCGAGUUUGGCGUUAUCUUCCAUUCCAUCUUCAUAGGCCUCACGCUCGCAGUUUCGGGCGAAGAGUUCGUCACGCUAUAUAUCGUCCUUGUUUUUCAUCAAACAUUCGAGGGCCUCGGUCUUGGAGCCCGAUUAGCAACAGUUCCUUGGCCGACAUCGAAGCAGAUCACGCCCUACAUCCUCGGGUUGGCCUAUGGGCUGUCCACCCCUAUUGCUAUUGCCAUUGGCCUCGGCGUCCGUAACACGUAUCCACCAGAGUCGAGAACCGCGCUGAUCACUAAUGGAGUCUUUGAUUCCAUCAGUGCAGGUGUUCUUCUUUAUACCGGUUUGGUUGAGCUCAUGGCACACGAGUUUAUGUUCAGCCCAUACAUGCAACAGGGCUCUGUAUGGAGGAUGUUGAGCGCCUUCUUCCUCAUGUGCCUCGGUGCCGGUCUCAUGGCUCUCCUCGGUAAAUGGGCAUGA
Molecule: messenger RNA, 1131 nt
Organism: Alternaria arborescens
Lineage: Eukaryota; Fungi; Ascomycota; Dothideomycetes; Pleosporales; Pleosporaceae
Exons: 3
Coding region: 1-1131 (376 amino acids)
Biological process (GO): zinc ion import across plasma membrane
Cellular component (GO): plasma membrane
Molecular function (GO): low-affinity zinc ion transmembrane transporter activity
Source: RefSeq, a predicted model, not a curated record